UCCAGUGAGCUGCAUUUGAAAGAACUCAGAGGAGCAUCCAGAUAGAUUUCAGCCGCAGCAGCACACAUUCAAGAAAGACAGAAACAGCUAUCACGAUUUUUCUUAGAUUUUAAGUAUUUUAGACUAGAGAAAAUCGUUGCACCUAAGAGUGAAGAAGAUGCAGCUCCAGUUUCUGGUUCUCCUGACUUUCAUGGUGGGAAAAGCGUUGUCUGGUCCCUUAACUUCAUAUGGAGUGCGGCGUCAGAACGUCAAAGUCCGUAUCAGCGCCACAGGAGACACCAUUGUGAUGAAGUUUUUGCAUCCCACCGCUGACACCAAACUUGAGGGAUACAUCCUGGGUUAUGGCAGGAGCAUGUUCCACAAGCAGUUCAUCCAGCUGCCUGACAAUGGACAGCCCUAUGAGACUGAGUUUGACGCUGAGCCAAAGUACCUCAUUGCUGUUCAGCCCAUACCUGCCAAUGAAGUGAAAAAGCAAUGUACAGGUAAAGUACAGCUGGAGAAGCCGCUGCACUUGGUCAUUGGAUCUGUGACUCCAACCUCAGUUCUUCUGUCGUGGGGGAUGCUGCUGAAAACCCCCUAUGAGGGCAACAUUAUGAACGACUGUCUCGAAGAUGGGCACUAUCUGGUUCGUUAUCGUGAGAGGAACAGGAAGUGGAACUACCAGACGUGCCCCACCAGCGACACCGUCAUUGAUAACCUGAAGCCAAACACGGUCUACGAGUUUGGCGUGCAGCCCAAUUCCAAGGACGGCAGCGGGGUCUGGAGCAAGUCGGUCACUCACAACGUCAGUGUGCCAAGUUUACAGGAAAGGGUCAUCACAAGGGUCAUUACAAGAACCGUCAACUCUAAGAAAUCUUUGACGCCCAGUCCAAAUUCCUUCUCAUUUUCUACACAACACGUUCUCCGAAACAGAAGCCGGAGUGGACCGCCUGUUUCUCAGAGCAUAGUUCCUUAUACAACUCUUGCUCCUGCCACAACUACUAAACAGGAAAUUCUGCAGACCCCCGGACUCAGAGUGCCUGCGGCCAACAAACAGCUUUUCGGUACAGGUGUCGUCAGGUCACCCAUCUCUGAAGUUCCUCGUUCUCCCACUAGCUCCUCAGGUUCUACAGCAGCAAGGAACAGCACACUGCCUCUCUCCAAGACUCCUCGUCUCGCUACUCAAGGUGUCCAAAAAUUCUCUUCCUCCAAGACAGCCGCCUCUUCUCAAUUGUCCACACUUGGUGCAGUCAAUGGGAUUUAUCAGAGGGGCAAUGCUCCCUCUAAAGCGGGGGUGCAAUCUGAACCAAAACCCGCCCUGCGUCCUUCAGUUCCCGGAAACAAGAGACCUAACCUGGUGGGGAAAGUGUCCGACCGCGAUAAACCCAUGGACCUGAAACGAGGAGACAAGGAGUCCUUCCUGAAGCCCAUCUCUCGGGUCAGAACCAAACCGAAGCAGGAGGAGAGGCAGCAGACGACCACAGCGGUGCCAGCAGUGAACAGCAGCCACUUUGACACCAACGAAAACACCUCCAUCUUCAGGCCCCUGCCUGCAUCGGACGUGGACAUCAUGGGCAGGAAGCGAUUUGUAGCUCCUCAUGUGAUAUACAAGACCGACAAGAAGCCGGAUGAGCCGUGCUCCAUCACCUCGUCCUUGUCCUACUUCCCUGACAACGAGGAAGGCGGUGACCAGAGCGUGUCCGGCCCCCCCAAAGCGCCACCGUCCAACCUCACGGUGAUGACUGUGGAGGGAUGCCCGUCCUUCGUCAUUCUUGACUGGGAGAAAUCUGACAAUGAAACCAGAGAGUAUGAAGUCGUAUCGACAACAACCGGACCAAACGGAAAGGAAGUGUCCAUACUGACGACAAACCAAACCCACACGGCUGUGGAGAAUCUUUCCCCAGCAACCAAUUAUGAAUUCAAAGUUACACCGAAGAAUGAGCUUGGAAGUGGGCCCUCCAGUGAUCCUGUCACUUUCAGCACCGAGUCAGCGGAUCCACGUGUGAGCGAGUACGCUUCAGGCAAAGAUGCCAUCUGGACUCAGUUUCCAUUUAAGUCGGAUGAAUACUCUGAGUGCAAUGGGAAGCAGUUUGUGAAGAGGACUUGGUACCGAAAGUUUGUUGGCAUCCAGCUUUGCAACUCUUUGAGAUAUAAAAUCUACCUGAGCAACUCGCUAACAGGAAAGUUUUACAACAUAGGAGACCAGACGGGGUUCGGAGAAGACCACUGUCAGUUCGUGGACUCCUUUUUGGAUGGAAAGACCGGAACUCAAAUGUUGGCUGACCAGCUACCAAGCAGACCAGGGUUCUUCAGAGCGCUAAGGCAAGAGCCUGUCACCUUUGGAGAGAUUGGAGGAAAGUCUCGCGUGACUUACGUUGGCUGGUAUGAGUGUGGCACGCCCAUACCUGGGAAGUGGUAAAACCCCACCAGGCUCCACGAUAAGGACUUUUUCUGCAGGCAGGAGGAAGAGAAGACGCCCAGUCGGGUCCAAAGACUGUCUUUCCUUUGUGUUACCAUGGAUACCAUUGAUGCCUCUGUCUGAACUCUCAGUUUUCCAUACAGGAAGUUUCAAAGGAUUAUUGGGGGUUAAAAGUCAACUUUUUACUACUUUUAUCAAAACAUUUCUCAAAAUCAGGGGGAAAAGACGGUUUUGAGUGAAGCGAAAGGCUCCGAAUCCCUUCAUCACAGAGAUGUUACUGGGCAGCUGGCUUCCAAAAAGUUCUGUUCCAAUCUUAUUUAUCAACGGGCCUUUUAGAGCUGUUUUUGUGUGCACUCCGAUACCAAAAGACAUGCAGAAUUGAUCUUCGGCUGGACCCAAAAGAUUCUUAGCAGUUUGCACAGUACUUAGUAUUAAACUUGUAUUCAUAUGUAAAUAGUGGGAAAUACAGUUUGUUUGGUUGUACUCAAAUGUUUGGAUAUGUGUCAGGUAACUUAGCGACAUUGUCGAUCUAUUGUAUAUCUAUUUUAAGAAAGGCAAACAAUAAAGGAAUUCAAAUACUUUUGUAUUGCAUUAUAGACAUGUUUGAAAUAAAGAACUGACUAAUG
Molecule: messenger RNA, 3024 nt
Organism: Oryzias melastigma (Indian medaka)
Lineage: Eukaryota; Metazoa; Chordata; Actinopteri; Beloniformes; Adrianichthyidae
Gene: abi3bpa
Product: target of Nesh-SH3
Exons: 21
Coding region: 158-2398 (746 amino acids)
Biological process (GO): positive regulation of cell-substrate adhesion; extracellular matrix organization
Molecular function (GO): protein binding
Source: RefSeq, a predicted model, not a curated record